AUGCCCACAGGCCUGCAGGACGCUGUGCGCCGCGCGGGGGCCGAGGAGCCCAGCCUGGCCCGGGCCGUGGUCCGCAGCCUGGGGGGCUUCAGCCUGGGCUUGUCCUUGGCCACGGUCUAUGGGCUCCUGGAGCUGCUGGUGGAAGGGCAGAGCCCCUGGGGCUGCCUGGUGGGCACGCUGACCUUGGCCGGCUUCCUCGGCCUGGGCAUGGCGUUCUCUCGGCAGGUCCGGGUCACUGUCCUCCUGGUGCUGCCCCAGGCCUUCUCCAAGCAGAGCCGGGCACUGCUGCUGUUGGCUGUCUUUGGGUUGGUGCUGCAAGGGCCUUGUGCCAACACUCUGCGCAACUUCACCCAAGCCAGCGAGGCCGUGGCCUGCGGGGCGGAGCUGGCCCUGAACCAGACGGCUGCGUUGCUGGAGCGAGCGAAGCAGCCCCUUGUCAGUGCCCUGAACAAGAUUAAGGCCAUUGCCCAGAAGGCCAAAGAGGUGGCUGACCGGAUCCGCAAGUUCUUUCGGUCCAUCAUGGAUGGAGUGAAGCAUAUAGCCAGGGCCCUGCGCAAUGUGUGGUACUGGCUCCUGCAUAUCGGAGACGUGUGCAACUCAGAGCUGGGCAACCCUUACCUGAAGUGCGCGCGGGUCUUCGAUGACGCCAAGGACAGCUGCAUGAAGGUCAUCCCACAGGCCUAUCACCUGUGCUACGUGCUCAUGCCCUUCAAGCUGGUGCUCUGUGGACUUGCCAGCCUGGUCCAGGUGUUCUGCAUCAUCCCCAAGUACCUGCAGCCCUUCCUGCGCACGACCAUCGGCAUCCCUGUGCAGAAGUUGAUUAACCGGGUGCGUCAAGAGUUUGAGUUCAACGUGACGGCCACCCACUACUUCUCCGUGGACCUGGAUGCCUCCCGGAGCCUGUCCCAGGUGGCCCUGGACCUCUACGAGGCGGUCAGCAUGAAGCUGCACCGCGCCCGCGAGUCCCUGGCCCUGAUGGGCUACUCCACGCCGCUGCUGCUUGCGCUGCUCUACCUCCAGGCCCUGUUUUACCGGUACUGUUACCUGAACCUGGACAGCCAUGACAACAUCUACAUCACCAGCCGGUUCCUGCGCAUGGAGGCCGUGCGCUCCCGGGCGGGGCUGCCCACCGUGCUGCCCCUCAGUGCCCACGAGGCCAGACACUAUAUCCGGCCAGGCUCCCUCUACCUGUCCCGGUGGGAGCAGCUUUUCUACCUCCUGGCGAUCUCCCAGCUUCUCCGGCAACUCCUCAUCACGCUGCUCCUCAUCUUCCUGGACUACGCGGUCUUCUGGGUGCUGGACCUGGCCCGGCACCACCUGCAGGGGGAGAUGGUGGCCCGCAGCCCCGUGCUGGUAUCCAUCACUGUGGAAGGCAGUGGCUAUACCGGGAACAUUUACCGCGACCUGGUGUCGGCCUUCGACGUCCUGCAACAAGGCAACGUCACGGUCCUGUCACGGCGCUGCGCCCUGCACCCCUCGGAGCCCAACACCACUGGCUAUAUCGUCAUCGGCAUCAUGUACGGCCUAUGCUUCUUCGUCACCCUGUUUGGAAGCUACGUCAGCCGGCUGCGGCGGGUCAUCUGUGCUUCUUACUACCCAUCCCGGGAGCAGGAGAGGAUCUCCUACCUCUACAACUUACUUCUGAGCCGCCGAACCUCUCUGCUGGCUGCCCUGCACCGGUCAGUGAGGCGGCGGGCAGCGGACCAGGGCCAGCUGAGCCUCCUGCAGGUGCUGGCCAGGCGGUGCCUCUGUCUGGCUCCAUUGAUGAAGCACGUUGGGCAGCAGCAGGCCUACUGCCUGGGCUGUGGGCAGCCCCAGGACGAGGGGGACACGGAGAACUUUGUGUCCUGCAGUACCCCAGCCUGCCGAGGUCUCUUCUGCCCCACCUGCUUCCGCCUCCUGGACAGCACCUGCUCCGUGUGCGCAUCUCCCCUCUCCUACCAGGGAGAGCUGGACCUGGAGCUGGACUCCAGCGAUGAGGAAGGGCCCCGGCUGUGGCUGGCUGCAGCUCGAAGAAAGAACCCCGCGCAGGAGCGGUUACUGCGGCAGCGGCUCCAAGAAGCGCUGGGCAGGACCCUCUCGUCGGGGUCCAGCUCUGAGCUCAGUGACCCGGAUGAGAAGGGACCUUGACGGAGGCCGCACAGGCCGCAGCCCCCACCUGCGGCCCCAUCGCCAGCAUUCCCCAGCCCUCAGCCCCGGCGACCCCCUCCGAGGUCCUGUCUCCACAGCGGCCACUCCCCAGCGUUGGAGCUCCGGCCCUGCCUCUCCACCCCGUCACCUCCUGACCCUCCCACCUGCCCCCAAAUAAAGGAACCAAAGGUGGACGAUGUGAAUCUUAAAUUAUUAUUAUUGUUUCUUCCUGUCACUUUUACACCAGAGGUGGGGGGUACGGGAAGGGGAAGGGAACAGGAGAGGGGGGUUGCCUCCCCCCCUAAGGCACUGAGUGGAGAAGCAGCAAGGAGGGAGGGUGGAGGCCACACUGUCCUCACUCCCGAGGGAUGGGCCCCAGGUCUCCCCAACCUUGGGCUCCCCUAUCACCUGAAAUGCUAAGAUGAGGCCCAGAGCAACCCGACCUCCCCCUACCCCAAUAUAUUACAACAUUACUUUUUAAAUAGAUUCAGGGACUGGUCCCACUACCCUCCUCCCCGUGACCCUCCCCCCCCACGACUGGGGGUACCUGGGCAGCUGUGCAAAUGGGCAUAGGGGUGCAUGGGAGGGAGAGCACCGGGCCCCUGAACCUGCCCCUUUUAAGGAGGGGGAGGGGCCGCGAGGUGGGGGGUGGGGGUUAUAGUGCAAGGCAGAGCCCAGGCCACAACGGGGGGUCCAGCACCCAGCGAGGAAGGGGAGGGGGCGGAAUUGGGUCGUUAAAAAUCUGAAACUAGAUCUGGACAAGACCAACAGAAGAGGCUAUGUACAGAAGAGGGCGGGUUCGACCUCGGCAGAGCCCGGCUGGCCAGGUUCCGGGACGUGGACUCCUUCCCCGCUCCCGGGGCCCAGCGAGAAGCUCUCUGCGGGCCUCCAUGAAGGGGACCGGCUCCCCAGCCGCGCGCGGGUGGAGGUGACGGCGGCCAAGUGGCCGCUGGGGGCGCCCGCCCGCGAGGGGCGCGGCCGCCAGGUGGCGCCGGCGAGCCCGCUCUCCGCCCGGCUCCCCAGCCCCUCGCCGGCCCACACCCAGCGCCGCGCCAGCCCGGGGGCGGCGUGAGUCAGGGGCGGCAGCGGCCCGCACCUGGGCGGGGAGGAGGCGGGGAGGAGCAGAGGGUAGGACACAGCCCGGCCCGCCCUGCCCUCUGGCCCCGGGGAGGGAGCGGCGGGAACAAGACAUUCCCUGCCCGGGGACGCGGGAGGGGAGGGGAGGACUGAGCAGAACUGCGGAGCAGCACCCCUGGCUGGGCGGGGCCCCUCCCGCUGCCCCCAGGGGCAGGCGAGCCAAUCGGGCCACCCCGCCCCCUGCUUCUCCAGGACCCCAUGACUCAGCGCUGGGAGCUGGGCGGAGGGGGACUGGGAUGGCUCCUUCCUUACAGGCCCAGGCCCCCCCGCCCCCGGUCGGUCAUUCAAGCUUCUACCUUGCUUUCCCCCACCUACCCUGCUUUUGCCGCCCCCCCUUGCACGGUCAGGAAAAGGGAACAGAAACCAGGAAGGAGGGGUCUAGGAAGGGAGGGGCUGUCCUUCACCCCCUGACACAGCCAAAGCCCCAAGGGGCAUGGGGGCAGGGCAAGGCUUUGGUCCCAAGCCCCCCACCCCCUAGAAACCCGCAUAGCCGAAGAGGGACCCCACAAA
Myotis daubentonii (Daubenton's bat) is the source of this 3777-nucleotide messenger RNA. It is a transcript of the gene DCST2, whose product is annotated as DC-STAMP domain containing 2. Gene Ontology annotation, cellular component: membrane. NCBI's taxonomy places the organism in Eukaryota, Metazoa, Chordata, Mammalia, Chiroptera, Vespertilionidae. The record is from RefSeq and is a predicted model, not a curated record.